Molecule: messenger RNA, 980 nt
Organism: Vicia villosa (hairy vetch)
Lineage: Eukaryota; Viridiplantae; Streptophyta; Magnoliopsida; Fabales; Fabaceae
Product: putative F-box/LRR-repeat protein 9
Exons: 5
Coding region: 1-702 (233 amino acids)
Molecular function (GO): protein binding
Source: RefSeq, a predicted model, not a curated record
AUGAUGCUGGUACACAUUACUUUAAAGAAUGCUACAUUGAAGGCUCCAUUGAUUCCACUUUUGAAAAUGGCAGAUCCAUCUACAAGGUGCAGAGCAUUUGGUUUUUGCAUUGUGUCGGGUGCAAGGUUGAUUCGGUUUGGCUUUGGUUUGAUGGUGUGGGAUGUGAGAAUCCGGAAGAUUGAUCCUUCAAACUCACAAAACAGAUUGUUGAUAGAAUCUUCUAGAGAUAUCACAAUAAACAUCCGUCAGGGGCUUGAUACCAUUGACAUUGUAACCAGUGCAAGCUUAGUUUCCCCUAAAUGGCGGAACAUCUGCAAGUAUCCUCAGGUGUGGCACACCAUUAGUAUGACCGGAAGCUCUUCACACUGGAAUGAUUCGGAUCUGGUGAAGAUUUGUUUUAAUGUUACUGAACAAAGUCGCGAUCAUUUGGAAGAAAAUGAUAUUGAACGUUUUUCCAAUAACGAUCUCCUUAUAUGCAUAGCUGAGAAAGCCAGUAACCUACGAUGCAUGCGGCUUUUAAAUAACUGGGGAAUCUCGGAGAUUGUAUUUGCUGAGUCAGUGAGAAAGCUUCCAAAGUUGGAGGAGGUGGACAUUUCAAUCUUCUAUUUUUCAAAGUUAUCUCUUGGAAUCAUUGGCCUGUCUACUUUUGUAAGGGUUGAGCAUCUGUGCAAACAAGUGUUAGAAGAGAAAAAGGGUAAAUGAAUGAUGAUAAGUUGGUUACUAUGAGAGGAGAAGUUAUGUCUCAACAAGUUGAUGAUUCAGUUUCUUCUAAGAUGGAAAAGGAUUUGAAGACAAAUUUAGGAUACCAAUCUACUUCUUUGCCACGCUUAGGUUUAUGCUCAUUUGCUUUAUCUAUAUUAGUUUAUUCUUUCAUGCUUUUAUGUAAUUGAUGAUUAUGAAAUACUAUGUAUCAUUGAGUUUGUGACGUCUAGAUUGUGAUGAAUGCUAUUGGUUUUGUCCCGAAGGACUAUUGCUUCUGA